UGCCAUUUUCCCAAUGCCAUUUAUUUGCAGUCCACAGCGCGGUCGAUGCGAAGGCAGUUUGUUUGGCAGUUGAACAAUGGCUUCCACCAACACCCAAUUGCAGGACGGAGCUUCUCCCUCUUCUGGGUCUAGUUCCUGGAAAUACGAUGUCUUCUUGAACUUCAGAGGCGUAGACACCCGAAACGACUUCAUUGACCAUCUCUAUUCGGCUCUCCAUGAGAGGGGCAUUUUCACGUUCAAGGAUGAUCAGAAGCUCGAGAGAGGUGAAUCGAUUUCUCCAGCGCUCCUGAAAGCCAUCAAAGAGUCGAGACUUGCCGUGGUUGUUUUCUCCGAGAACUACGCUUCUUCCAAGUGGUGCUUGGAGGAACUCGUUAACAUCCUCGAGUGCCAGAAGACGAGGGCACUCACCGUUUUACCAGUGUUCUAUAAGGUAGAUCCCUCGGAUUUACGAAAACAAAGGAGGAGCGUUGGAGAAGCAUUCGCCAAACACGAGCGAGAUUCCAGCGUAGAGGAGGAGAAGCAGAAAGUGCAGAGAUGGAGGAAUGCUUUAUCGGAAGCCGCCAACAUUUCUGGGUGGGAUACAAAAACGCACAGGCCUGAAACAGAGCUUGUUCGAGACAUUGCCAUUGAUAUUCUAAAUAGACUGGGAUAUAAUGGUUUAAGCGGUCUUGAAGAUGUUGUUGGAUUGCAUCCUCGUAUGGAAAAAGUGAUGUCACUAUUAAAAAUGGGGUCGAAUUUGGAUGAUCCAAGUAUAGUAGGGAUAUGUGGAAUGGGUGGUUUAGGAAAGACUACUAUUGCCAUGGCUGUUUAUCUCCGGAUUCGUUCUCGGUUUGUUGGUAGCAGCUACCUUGCAAAUGUUAGAGAAACUUGUGAGAAACAUGGUUUGGAGUCCUUGCAAAAAUCUCUUAUUCAUGAUAUCUGCUCGGUCUCAGACACUGAUAAAAAAAUAAGAAAUAUUGAUUUGUCAGGGGAAAUACGGAAUGCGGUAAGGAAUAAGAGGGUUCUUCUAGUCCUGGAUGAUGUGGACCAUUCAGAUCAGAUGAAUGCCCUUGCUGGAACACUUGAUUGGUUUGGUCCAGGAAGCAAAAUUAUAAUAACGACCAGAAACAGUCAUUUACUAGCCCGAUAUGGUCCAAGAAGUCAUGUCUACAAUGUUGAGGGACUAAAUCACAAGGAAGCUUUUAAGCUAUUUUGUCAUAAAGCAUUCUGGAACCACCAACCAACACAGGGUUAUGAGGGACUCGCAAACAGUAUGGUUCGUUACGCUGGAGGAGUUCCAUUAGCUCUCAAAGUUUUGGGCUCUUUUCUCAUUGGCAGAAGUAUAAUUGAAUGGCAAAGGGCGUUAGAUAGAUUAGGGCAACAACCUAUUUUGGAUAUUCAAAAAGUGCUCAAAUUAAGCUAUGACGAUCUAGCCCAUGAAGAGAUGGAAAUUUUUCUUGACAUUGCGUGCUUCUUUAAACAGAUGAGCUAUGAUUACAUAGUAGAAAUAUUGGAUGCUUGUGGUUUCCACGCUGAUAUUGGAAUAAGGGUUCUUGAAGACAAGGCACUUGUAAUGAUAAGAGACAAUAAGAUAGAUAUGCAUGAUCUGAUACAAGAAAUGGGAUGGCAUAUUGUUUUUGAAGAAUCCCUAGAAAACCCUGGUGGAAGAAGCAGGUUGUGGAAGUACGAAGACAUCUAUCAUACACUCACAAAAAAAACAGGGACAGAAGCAUUGGAGGCCAUGGUUUUCUAUUCUCACAAAACAAAAGAGAUGUCCUUAAAUCCUGAUACGUUUUCAAUGAUGAGAAAAUUGCGACUACUCAAGCUUAGUAAUGUUCAGCUUCCUAAUGGUCUCGAUUAUCUCUCUAAUGAUUUAUGCCUUCUUGAUUGGCACGAAUAUCCUUUAAAAUGCCUACCAUCAAAUUUUCAACCGGACAGGCUUGUCAAACUAAAAAUGUCGCAUAGCCGCUUGAAACAACUUUGGAAUAAAAGAAUGUGUCUAUACAGGUUGAAAUAUGUUGACCUCAGUUAUUCACCAUGCAUAACCAAGAUCCUAGAUUUUAUACAAGUAACAAAUCUUGAGGAAUUGAUUCUUGAAGGUUGUAGGAACUUGGAUGAGAUCGGCCCAUCCAUUAAAGCGGUCAAAGGGCUUGGGCUCUUAAAUUUGAGGGACUGCAAAUAUAUUACGGUUCUGCCUACAGGUUGUUGGCUUAAAUCCCUUAAAGAACUUAUUCUCUCAGGUUGCUCAAAACUAAAAAAUGUUUCUCAAGUCUUAGCUUGUACAAAAUGCUUAAUUAAGCUUGAUUUGCAUGCGACUCGUGUUAAGGAACUGCCAGUUGAACAUCUCAUGCUUACGCUCUUAAAUUUGAGGGACUGCAAAUAUGUUGAGGUUCUUCCUACAGGUUGUUGGCUGGAAUUCCCUGAAGAACUUGUUCUCUCUGGUUGCUCAAAACUCAGAAAUGUUUCUCAAGUCUUACCGUAUAUGAAACGCUUAAUUAGGCUCGAUUUGCAUGUGACUUGUGUAAAGGAAUUACCAGUUGGACAUCUCAGGCAUCUUCAAUUUAUUAGGUUGUGGGAUUGUAAAGAACUUACAAGUCUUCCAAGUGGCAACUAUUGGUUGAAACGUCUUGCAAGUCUUUCAAGCGGCAACAACACCACUGUUCUCAUCAUCCCUAAUUCCAAAAGAAUGUCAAGAUCUCAUGGGAGAAAUAUACUCGAAGAAUCCCCCUCAUCAUCCCUAAUUCCAAAAGAAUGUCAAGAUCUCAUGGGAGAAAUAUACCCGAAGAAUUCCUGUAACGUCUCGUCAAUGGAUCUGAAGAAUUUAUUUAAAUUAGUAUUAUAUUUUGGUGAAUUAAGUUUUAGUAUUAUUGGGAUUAAGUUUGAAAAAUAUUUCAAGGGUGGAUGAUGGGGGAGAAUUGUUGGAAAUAUUAUAUUUAUUAUUAUUUUGAGAAAAGAAAAUAAAUUGUAAGUAAAUUAACAUAUGUGAAUAUCUAAAGUUGUGUAUGUUGUAAAGUUGUGUAUGUUGAUGAGUUAAACUUUUUGGGUUCAAUGUGGGUUGAGCUAAUGGAUUUGGGUUUGCACCCAUGAUUAUAAUAAUGUGGGUUUGUUAAAGAAAAGGACAAACGAAAAUGAAAAAAGAGAAAAUUAUUUAAAUGGGGUAAGAUAUUUUAGUUGUGAGUGUGUGUAAGUGAGGGCAAAUGUGGAAGCGAAAAAAAAA
Diospyros lotus (date-plum) is the source of this 3196-nucleotide messenger RNA. Its product is annotated as disease resistance protein RPV1-like. Gene Ontology annotation, molecular function: ADP binding. The record is from RefSeq and is a predicted model, not a curated record. Lineage: Eukaryota; Viridiplantae; Streptophyta; Magnoliopsida; Ericales; Ebenaceae. Gene Ontology annotation, biological process: signal transduction; defense response. The transcript has 4 exons. The coding region runs from base 77 to 2884 and encodes 935 amino acids.